AAAGCAAUCUCAGAUUCUGAAAUCCCCGAAUCUCUGAGAAGCUAGAUUGCAAUUUUCAGUGUUUUGGAAUGCCAAUUAGGUUUUGGUUUCCGAUCAGAGGCGCUUUGAGGUUCCGAGCUCGUGCCUCAACAAUGGCGAAGGGGAGGUACGGCCGGUUACGGAGCUCGAAAUGGUCGACCUUCACGCUCGUCUUGUCGAUGCUGUUCAUGCUCACCGUCGUGCUUCUCAUGCUCAUGGCUUUCGGCAUCGUUUCGCUUCCGGAGAGCUCCGACGACUCUCCGCCCAACGAUCUCAGCUCCUUCCGCCGCAGGAUCGUCGAGAGAAGCGAGGGAUUGGGGAAGAGAGAGAAUCAGUGGACUCAAGUGAUCUCUUGGGAGCCUAGAGCUUUCAUAUAUCACAAUUUCUUGUCCAAGGAAGAAUGUGACUACUUGAUACAGCUUGCUACACCUCAUAUGACAAAGUCGACGGUUGUUGAUAGCAAGACCGGGAAGAGCAAAGAUAGUAGGGUCCGAACGAGCUCUGGCACAUUUCUUAGGAGAGGACGUGAUAAAGUAAUUAGGGAUAUUGAAAAGAGAAUAGCAGACUUCACUUUUAUUCCUGUAGAGCAUGGAGAAGGACUUCAAAUUCUCCAUUAUGAAGUUGGACAGAAAUACGAUGCUCAUUUUGAUUACUUCCUUGAUGAGUACAACACCAAGAAUGGAGGCCAAAGGAUUGCCACUCUUCUGAUGUAUCUGUCGGAUGUUGAAGAAGGCGGUGAAACAGUGUUUCCUGCUGCCAAAGGGAAUAUCAGCGCUGUGCCAUGGUGGAAUGAGUUAUCUGAAUGUGGUAAAAAGGGACUUGCAGUGAAACCUAAAAUGGGGGAUGCAUUACUAUUUUGGAGCAUGAGGCCCGAUGCUAGUCUAGACCCAUCAAGUUUGCAUGGUGGAUGCCCUGUGAUAAGGGGUAACAAAUGGUCGUCUACAAAGUGGAUGCAUCUUGAAGAGUACAAGGUCUAAGGCAUUAUUUUCCCACAUACCAAAGGGACAUGAAGAGAGAGAUUCGCAUUAUGCAGAUAGCAGAUUUAUAAUCACUGACAAAUCAAAGCACUUACGAUACCCUUUAGUUCUUACUACAACCAACAUAGGAGCUGCUCUGCCAUUCUCUUGAUUUGCUAGCCUCACGGAAGGGGUCUUUUCUUCCCUACUGAUCAAUUACAAGUUCGUGUAGCUGUUAAAAUUUAGUUACUUUUCUUUUUUUACGUUGCUUGUAAAAUUAAAAGAUAAAAUGAGAGCAUAUUUUGCUCGUAGACUAUGGAUUAUGCUCCGGCUUGAAAUAGGGGUUUAGAAG
Messenger RNA from Fragaria vesca subsp. vesca, 1326 nucleotides. Its product is annotated as prolyl 4-hydroxylase subunit alpha-2-like. The transcript has 8 exons. Gene Ontology annotation, cellular component: endoplasmic reticulum. Gene Ontology annotation, molecular function: procollagen-proline 4-dioxygenase activity; iron ion binding; L-ascorbic acid binding. The record is from RefSeq and is a predicted model, not a curated record. Gene Ontology annotation, biological process: peptidyl-proline hydroxylation to 4-hydroxy-L-proline. Lineage: Eukaryota; Viridiplantae; Streptophyta; Magnoliopsida; Rosales; Rosaceae. Bases 69 to 995 code for a protein of 308 amino acids.